CCCCAUUUCAUUCCAGUGGUCUCAAACAACAAGGAAGGGAUGGGAAAGAAGGAAAAAAAGACCGCCGUGGCGGCGGCUGCCGCUGUCUUGUCCGACCAGCCGCUCUCACUACCAAUCCUGGAAACAAUCAAGUUUAGCCAGCAGCAGAACGGGCUCCGGUUCGGCGACUACACGCGGUACCGCCAGCACUGCGCGCGUCGCCUUCGUCGUCUUCGUAAGGGUCUCAAGUUUUUGCACGGACGAGGCAAGCAGUUCAUCCCCAAGGACGUGACGCCCGAGAACGCGUCGGAAGUCCGCCAUUUGAUGUUGCCGCUGUACCAUUCCGAGCGCGCGUGGAGUUAUGCGAUGCAGUUGCGUGAAGACGAGCGCAACGACAAGGAAGAGCACGGGGACGAAGCGAGCAGCCGCAUCAAGUUCCAUUUGCUCGGGCGAUUGAAGAAGGCCGUGGCGUGGAGCGACAAGUUGACCGCGCUGUGUGUCGAGCGCGCCGACGUCCGGACGAACCUCGAAGCGGAAGCGUAUGCAUCCUACAUGGGGGGAAACCUCGCAUUGUACCAGGAGGAAUGGAAGGUGGCGCUCGAGAAGUUUUCCACGGCUCAGCGCAUCUACUCCGAGUUGGCCAAAGUGGGCACGGUGGUGCAGCGCGACUUGCUCCAUCAAAUUCUGGACGAGAUCAGUCCGUUCAUGCGGUAUUGUGAGUACAAUCUCGGCGGGACUUCGUCGUCGUUGUCGCUGCAAGAGCUGCGCGAAAGCACAACCAGCGCGUUGUUGCAAGCCAAGAUCGACCAAGUGUUCCACGAAGAAGCCAAGACCAAGGCCAAGGACUUGGCGGCGAUCACAUGGCGCGGCCGCGCCAUCCCCAUCCCCAGCGCGGACGUGUCGGUGGCGUUGAUUCGACCGGAUGAACACUUGGCCAAGCUGAAAAAAGGCACGGACAACGACAAGAAGCGUGAUGCGAUUUACGUGGAUUUGUUUGGAUGCUACGACACCAUAUUGCGGUUGUUGGCAGCGGAAAAGACCAAGAGCGACACGAUGAAGAGCGGAUUCAUGGCCGAAGCCCAGCGUGAAAACAUCGCCUUCUUGGACGAGUACAUUCGUUACGUCAAGCAAACGCAUGUGAUCGAACGCAAUGUGGCGCUGUUGACGCAGCUCAAGGCCCGCCUAGAGGUGGACCUCGGUCCAGGCGAUUUGGUACACAUUUUGGACAUGCUUAUCCGCAACGUGGACGACAUGGCGGCAAUUCCAGGCGCGGCCGACCACGCGCCGUUCCUCAAGUACCGCGCGCUGCAGUUGAUUUUCCACGCCUUACGAUGCACCUACGUUGCCCAAGUGUACCUGGGCUUGAACAAGUUUUCGGAAAGCGCAGCCUUGUUCGACCAAGCCCACGCGUAUUUCACGCAAGCGCAGUCGCUUCACACGGAUGACGCGGUCGUGCGGGAGUUUCUGGCCGACCUCGAGCCGCAAGUGGUCGGCGCGCACUCGCGUGUGAAUGCGCUCGGGUUUCUGCAUGACGCCACCGCCACCGAAGCGGUCCGCGUGGGGCUGGGCCAGCUCCACGUCCACCCGCCGACGACCGCCGCCGCCUCGUCCAAGAGUUUGCUGGAGCGGCAGCACGAGUACGCUAGCGGCAACCCCGCGACGCAUUACGACCUGGUCACGCUGCCGCCGACGCUGCAGCCGAUUCCAGUCAAGCCGCUGCUGUUUGACAUUGCAUUUACGGAAAUGGACGACCCGAACGUGGACGCGCGGGUGCAGGACAAGGCCACCGGCGGCGGCGGCGGGUUUCUCGGCUGGUUGCGCGGCGCGGCCUAACGACUAACUUGGUUCAAUUUAGUAGAUAACUCGGGAAUGAUGAAUCAACUUGUAGUCACAC
Messenger RNA from Aphanomyces astaci, 1873 nucleotides. RefSeq lists its product as hypothetical. The record is from RefSeq and is a predicted model, not a curated record. The transcript has 7 exons. Gene Ontology annotation, biological process: SRP-dependent cotranslational protein targeting to membrane. NCBI's taxonomy places the organism in Eukaryota, Oomycota, Saprolegniomycetes, Saprolegniales, Verrucalvaceae. Gene Ontology annotation, cellular component: signal recognition particle, endoplasmic reticulum targeting. The coding region runs from base 40 to 1812 and encodes 590 amino acids. Gene Ontology annotation, molecular function: signal recognition particle binding; endoplasmic reticulum signal sequence receptor activity; 7S RNA binding.